AUGGAUGUCCCUCUCCAGACCUCCGUCCAAUACAAACUUCAACUUCUACUCCACAUCAACACCCUGCUGAUACUUCGCUGCACAACGUUCAAGGCGGGCAGCCCCCAGGUAGAAGGAUUGCCCCCAGAUCAAAUAGACGCCCUUCUACGCCAAUACGUCAGGAGAAUCCAUUGCAACCUCCAAUGUAUUUCAAGCAUGAAUCAGGGUAACUACAGCUCCAAACCAGUAUUAAUGGAUCCGCCUCCGUUGUCUCCAAUAAUGCGAAAACAACAACACCAAGACAUCCUGCCAAAACUAUACAUACUACUGGGCAAGAUGUUUGAAAUUUGGUAG
This is a messenger RNA of Eremothecium cymbalariae DBVPG#7215, 333 nucleotides long. It is a transcript of the gene SNF11, whose product is annotated as Snf11p. The record is from RefSeq and is a predicted model, not a curated record. Bases 1 to 333 code for a protein of 110 amino acids. The transcript has a single exon. NCBI's taxonomy places the organism in Eukaryota, Fungi, Ascomycota, Saccharomycetes, Saccharomycetales, Saccharomycetaceae.